AUGGCUCUGCCUGCCAAAAUCGUGCCUGAUGUGACGCUAGUGUCGCCGUCUUCAAAGAAAUUGGCGGAACAUGGGCAGCGUUGCCAGACUUCAGACAACGCUUGGCUGCUCAAGGGUUCAUUUUGGAGGAGAAAAUUUCCUUGGCUGCGGGCAGGUUUUGCGGGCAAUAGCAACAUUUUGACAGUGGGGUGCAAAAUUUGCGCGCUGCAUGCUGCCAAAUUUACUGCAGCCGGGAGUGAUACUUCGCAGCUUUCCCCUUAUGCCACUUUCUCAGUUCGGCCCGAAGUCACUUGGAAGAGCUGGAGGUUUCGGCACCAUGCCCAAUCCAAGUACCACAUUGCCGCUCAUGCAGCUGAUCCAACUUCUCAUGCCCCUGCUGCUGAAGAAUGGCAAGACCUCGUGCGCAAGCUGAGCAGAGGACAUUCUCAGCGCGACAAAGGGGACGGAACACCAUCGACCCGAACCAAGUUGAUGCACUAUUGCCUUUCCGAAGCUAUCUUGCACGCUUACCGCGUCUUCCUGGCCAGUGCCCAAAGCAUCACUCUGAUGCGGGAUGAAAGACAAGGCCGCUUGCUGCUGCGAUUUAGGGCAGUGGAUGCGAACUUGCGAGUCUGCAGCGGCUGCAUUGGGCAGCCUCGCCUGGUUGAAGGUAAGACUUCGGAACACAUCGCAAGAGCCACAGUGAAAGCCUUGAAACUAUUUUGCACACCUGGCUUUGGUGGGUCAGUGGAUGAGGCAUUGCUCAGCCACGUUCGGAGACAUGUUCACAUCAUGGUAACCGAUGCUGCGUCAGCUGAAUUACUUGCGUCGGAUAUACUCAGAUCUCGGCGCCGGUCAGAUCAAGCCGAACUGCAGAGAGAUGUUUUUUUCCCAAGCAUCGUUUUGCUGGGCCGCGAUGCAAGGCAUGCCUGCAUGAGACUGCUGAAACGGCCUUGGCAUGUCAUGGAUGACGUGAAAGACGCUGUUAGCAGCACAGUCACCAACAAAGAAUCCUUGGCGCAAAAGAUUUUCCACUCCCCGAACUAUUCAUUUUGGCUGCAAGAAGCCAUUGCCAAAGGUGCCGGCCCCCAGACCAGCAGCUUAUCGGCGGCAAAGCACCGCUUCGCGUCCUUUGCCAAACCUCUUGGGAGAUUUUGUUUGAAUAUGAGACCGAUAUUUGAUGUAUUACACAAAAUUUUGGCUUUGAAGGAAGACUGUGACUGGCUGCACAAGUGGAUGGACAACGUCUCUGCCAAGAAAUUGCUUCUUGUUGCGGCAGCCGCUGAUGCAGCUGAUACAGUGAUGGAAUUUUUGCGGCUGAUGGACAAUGAAUCGCAAGACCCGGCCAUUCUGAAUUCAGAGGUCCACAGUUUUCUGCGCAAUGUAGACAUCCAAUUUGGACAGCCAGGGCAAGUCUUCGACGUGAAUGGAUACAGCAAGCAUUGUCUAGACCUGUUGCAAGCAGAGCCUGGACUCUAUGUCAAGCACAGGGGUCAGCAGAAGAGGCUGAGGGUGUCUGCGGGCGAUCGCCGUGCUGUCCUGGAAGCCUUCAAACCGUGGGUUCAUUUGUGUCAUGAGGCUUGCGAGGCUGAGUUUCCGCAUUUCCAUCUCUUCUCAUCGAUGAGCGUCUUGGAUCUGCGAUCUGGUGGCCGGCUAACAGAUGACAGAUAUGCUUGCCUUCAGCGACUAGCCGUCGCCUUGCAAGUUGAUGAGCAAGGGCUGGUCUCCGAGUUUGACGCUCUGCGGCCAGUGGCCAUGGCAUUCCGAGAACAGCAAGAUUGCACUAGCAGGGAUGCGUGGAAACAAGCAUUCCGAAGAAGCCAAGCAUCUUCUGCUUUGAGGGAAAAAUAUGAAACCAAGAAUUUGGCCCCUUUGCUUCAAGCGCAUGCCUGCUGGACCACCUCUAGCUCUGGCGUGGAGCAAGCUUUUUCCAAAGCUGAGAGGAGCCAUGGAGCUAAGCAUUUCGGGCCAAAGGCAGCCGAUUCAGAGCGUCGAGCGAUGGUGUGCUUGACGUACAAUGACUCCCCUGCAGCGUCUUUGGCUUCUGUCGUGGACAAGGCCCGUGCUCUAUAUGCAGCAAGAGUAUCCAGACACCUUGGCAAAUACCAAAGGAAGCGCCUAGACAAGGGGGUCAAGACAGGUCCUCGAGCAAAACUUGCCGGCAAAGUCGUGGAGAAGACUUGGAUCAAGCGUAGGCGGGCUUCUGUCAGGGCAGCCGCUGCAAGCACUUCAGGGCAAAAACCUGUGGACCACGAAGUUGCGAUAGCCAAUUUGUCACAGAAAGCUCAGAAGGAAAUUGCCAACUCGCGAGAAACGCUUCUGAAGAAGAAGGUGGAGGCGCGUCGUGAUGGCUAUUUCCUCGGCUUGGGUGCCGCGGAAGGCUUGAGCUUGGAGCAGGCAGCUGCCAAGAGAGCCAGGGAGGACGCCAAAGCAGAUCAGGCCAUGCAUUUGAAACGGAAGAAGCAAGAAUCCCAGCUCCUUUCCACAACGAAUGCGCGCACAUGGAGAUGGCAAUCACUAGGGCCAGCCAAGGCAUGGUUCGCCACUGGAUUGCCUCCCACGGCGUGCGCCCCAUUGCUGCAGGAGCAGGACAUCCGAGCUGCCUCUGUCUUUGUUGUGGACGAUUCAGCUAUUCCCUCGAAGGCUUAUUUCAUGGCCGUGGCAACUGGGGGCUGCAUUUUGUCAUACUCCUUGCUACUGAAGCGCGCCGGCAUCAAAUCUCAAUACUGCUUGCAGAAGUUGGAGUCUUUGAAACGGAAGUGGCCCACGCUCCACUGCACGCCAGACUUCAAGCAACAAGAGCCAGCCAUGACUCAUCUCCUGAGGUGGGCGGUUUUUGAGAAGAAAAUGUGGUCUGGAGUAGCCCUUGAAAAUGUGCGGAAAAAUACGAUUUGCCUUGUCAAAGACAAGACCGAUGCUAAUCUGGCCCAGCUGAAACGAGCAGGCGGUCAUUGGCACAGCAAAGACGAGUUUGUACAGUUAUUAACUGCAGCAUGCAUCGACUAUGGUCGUUCUUUCGGAGUGUCGGCAGCGUGCCGACAUGGCCUCCUCACACUUCGCGGCAAGGUGCCCCCAGGGUCACCUCGCGAAGCCGGACCGGUCUGGCUCUGCGAGGAGCCUCGCGAACCCGGACCGGUCUGGCUUUGCGAGGCUUACGUGAAGGAGCACAAAGCUCGGCCAUUCCAACCAAGGCCAAAAGGUUCCAAGCUCCGAGUUUUUUCUGACUGCGCUGGAAUCAGCGCUGAGACUAUCGCUUUGACACUACUAGGACUCAAGCAGUUUUUCACCAUCGUUGGUGGAAGUGAAAUUGACGAAGUGAAGCGAUGUCUCAUUGGUGUGGUUCACGAAACCUGCCGGACCAGCUGUAAGUCAGAGUCUUUUGCCACAGACAUCUUCCAAAGAGACCCCAAAGAUUCCCCAGGUGCCGACAUCUACCUGGCAGGGUUUCCUUGCCCUGCAUUUUCGAAAAUGGGACGCAGAUUCGGCUUGCGGGAUUCGAAAAAAAGAGGCAUUCCAUUGGUGGCUGGACUGCGGUACAUAGCCUACCACAAGCCGCCCGUAGUUUUGCUGGAGCAAGUGACUGGCUUCUUGGAAAAGAAGCAUUGGCUGGCCCAGAAGAUGCUUCGCAAAACAUUUGCUGCUUGCGGGUACACGGUCCGUGCAAAAGUCUUGCAGACUUGCGACCACGGCUUGCCCCAAAGCAGACCCCGUCUUUGGGUCGUGGCCUUGCGAAAUCCCAUUGCCGAAUUCCGGUUUCCCAAGGCCUUGGGGAAGUGUCCUCCGAUUGAAUCCAUCUUGGACGUCGGCAAAGUGGGAGAUGAAGUACUGGAUUUGAGCAAGUUUGGCCCAAGCACUGCAACCGAGAAGCUUCGAACUGGCUACUGGAUCCUGGACGUCGCCUCGUCCGCUCGGUUCACCAGCAUUCCCAAGCAUCGGGUGAGCCCUUGCCUCACCCGUAGCCGGUGCAAAGCUCGUGGCUACUAUGUGCCCCGCUUGGCUCGGCGGCUGUCAGUGGAAGAAUUUUCCCAGCUGCAAGGCAUUCCAGUCAGCAUUUGCCGAAACAUGGUUCGAAAACUUUUGGCCGAGCACGCAAACGACAAGAGGUUCACCCAGGCCAGAUGCGAAAACGAAGUGGCAGCAGCAUUUGGAGAUGGAAUGAGCUUGAAUGUGCUUCAACGGGUCCUCAGUCGGGCACUGGCUGCGAGCGGCUUGUGGCCAUCUCAAGUUACUAGGUUGAACAAGGCGGAGCAGAACCAAGUUAAGAAGGACUUGGCCGAGUGGGAAGCUGAAAAUGCUCAGCUCCGGGAAGAGGCUCGAGACGAGUAUGACAGAAAGCACACAGAGGAGAAGAAGCGCUUGGAGAGGGUUUUCCAGGAAGCCAAGCACUUGAAGAGCUUGCAGAAGCAAAGCGCCAAGGCUAACUCUGCUCCCAAGAAUCCAGCAGACCCAGCCGGCAGCAGCUGUGUUGUUGGGCCAGGCCUGAAGGAUUCUGGGGUGAAUGAAGCCUACUUGCAGGGCUUGAAGAACGAUUUGCAGGUGAUCGCAGACAAGCUUGGCGACCUCAAGUCGGAGCUUCCCGUCCCGAUCGUCCAAGCAAACGAUGACAAGGGCGGAGUGCAGGAGCCUUUCCACCUGGAGGAUGCUGGCAAGGCCCUUGAUGGCCAAGGUUUGUACAUCUCAGCCUGCAAUCUGAUGUGGGUUGAUCUGUAUCGCACAUCCAAUCCAUCGGUGCCGCUUUGCAGAAAGAGGGUGGAGGACUUGGGCUCCCAUUACUUCGGCUCGGGGCACUCUUUCUUUCGCUCGGUCCUCGAAGUUGCCGUGGUCAAGGAGGAGCUCUCUGACAGGCCAGCCGGUCUGAAGCUGAUCAGCCCGGAGGAACAGGCCCACGCCAUUGUCUUUGCUUGCGCAAAGCGCUUGAGAGAAGCCGACUGCAACGAGGAAGAGAGGAAGCAGUGGCGGCUGACUUUGUUGGGAAUUCCCACUUGCAUGGUGCUGUGCGCUGAGAAGGACAUUUGGCACAAGGCGAUCAGCCGAAGGCAACAGGUCAUGCAGGCCAUGCUCGAAUCUGUCGAAAACCGUCGGCUCCAAGACUCUGAAGUGGCUGCCCUGGUCAAGACCUACCCCAUCACAACUGCGAAGACUUCUGCGAAUUCCAACGGCGGCAUCUUCACAGAGUGGAACUUCACCGCUGCUGGACAUGUCAUGCGGCAGCUUGGCUCAGAUGACGAGGUCUUGGAAGUGAUCCGAGUCUUGGAGAGCAAGCAUGGACUUGACAGCUGCCUGAACAGCUUGGUCAAGCUUGAGAAGCUUGCCACUAAACCCAGUGGCAAAGCUGCCAGGCGCUGGAUUUUUCAGAUGCUCUUGGACCAUUUGGAGCAUGGGCUGGCAGAGAACGAAGACAUCAGCAAGAAGGCGUUGCUGGGAGACAAGCACACGGCUGGUCUCGUGGUGUUGUGGGAGUGGAAGAUGAAGCUUCUCAACUACAUCUGUGACACCCUCAUGCUGCAGGCCAAGAUCUCAGAGACUGAACGGGAGGCAAUCAAGUCCAGAUGCCGGGAUUGUCCUUCAAUGCGGCAAGCCUGUGAAGACAGCGUGCAGUGGCAGGCUAGCAUGUCCAGGUCCGGGCAAGAGGCUUUGCGUUUCUUCCAGGAUGUGGUCUUCCUCAAAACGUUCGACAACUUGUUGAGGGGCAUUUGCAAAGGAGUCAGCACCAAUCCGGAGGUCGUCUUGGAAUUGGACUCCAUCAACGAGCGCUGGCAGCAGGUCAUCGCAAUGCGCCAGAACGAGCUUGCCCAGAACCAGGCAAAGGAAGCGGAGCUCAGCGACGGUGAAGAUUCUCAAGAUGAGGAGGCUUGGCUGACAGAAGCCAGGAAGGCCCCAAACACUCUGAAGCAAGGCAGCCCGAGCUAUUGGAGAGCAGUUGCCAACAAGUCAGUCAGGAUGUACUUGACCUUCGUCACGGAAGGCAAGAAUGAUUCUCAGUUGCAGCUCCAAGUUUCCCAAUGGCAAGCAGCGACUGGCCUGCAGCCUGAAAUUGGAAAGAAGACCCUGUUGGUGCACCUCGACACCGCGCUGCUUGGAGAAUCUUCUGGCCCUCACUGCCAAGCGGAGCUCCGAGGCAAGCGCUGGAAGCCAGCUGCUUGGCUCAUUUUUUUUUUGACAUUUUUUUCAGUCAAAGAGUCCACACUGCGGUUUCAAAAUUUUCAUAUUAUUGAGCGGCUGCUGACUGAGGACAUUGACCUUGUCGAGAAGCUUGCUGCUUGCCCUUGCAUCGCCUUGGGGGCACAGUCAGUGGAGAAGGUUCGUUGCUCUGUGCCUGCCGAAGGGGUUGUGGUGGCUGUGGUAGACCCGCUGAGCGUUGGCCCCAAGCUCUUCAAGGAAGCUUCCAAGCAGUCUGUGUGGCUGAUGUUCAAUGAGAAAUCGGUUCGUGAAAGGAAGCAGAUCGUCAGAGCGGGCGCCUACAGCCAGCAGAUGCUGUGCAACCUCUACAGUGAGAAGCCAUUGAGUUUGACCAUGCCCGAGGUUGAGCGCAAGAUCUAUCCCGGCUUUAGCCACGGCGACGUCAUCGGGUACAUUUCUUGCUUGGGCCCUUCGAAGCUUUGGCGAGUUCCCAGGAAGGACAAGCUGGACAUCCUUGGCAGCCGGCACGUGUUCAUUCCGGCCAACUCAAGCCAGCAAGGCGACGGCCAGCCGGCAGAGGAUGCGGCAGGAGCUGGAGAGCUUGAGAGCGUGUUCAGUUGCUCCAUGCUGCCGGUCGAGUACUACAUGGAGAUGGUCCAUUCCCUGAGCUGCAUCGGCAUUGUCGACACAUCUCCAGCACAAGGAGAGCUCCUGAAAGCAGCGAUGUCUUCUCGCACUCCUUGUCUUGCAAUUUGCGGGACGGAUGGACAUUGCAAGAAGCUUGAGAUCAUGUUGACGGAAUACAUCUACGAAGAGCAGCAGCGGGAUGGAUCCACCUACUACAUCCCUGAGAUGACGGUCAAGAGCCAGAAUGACGAGCCCAAGCCCAAGUCAAAGGCCAAAGCAAAGCCGGUGACCAAGAAGCGCCCCAAGAAGAAUGAGACGGCGCCGGGUGACGGUGACGAGGAGGCGGAGGCCCAGGGCGAAGAGCCUGAGCAGAAGAAGCCCAAGACGACGAAGAACAAGACGAAGAAGAAAAGUGUCGAAGACGAGGGCGCCGCCUCUGACGGUUCAGG
This is a messenger RNA of Cladocopium goreaui, 7175 nucleotides long. The record is from the annotation of a GenBank genome assembly. NCBI's taxonomy places the organism in Eukaryota, Dinophyceae, Suessiales, Symbiodiniaceae.